Aegilops tauschii subsp. strangulata is the source of this 1731-nucleotide messenger RNA. RefSeq names its product F-box protein At4g00755. Gene Ontology annotation, molecular function: protein binding. NCBI's taxonomy places the organism in Eukaryota, Viridiplantae, Streptophyta, Magnoliopsida, Poales, Poaceae. The record is from RefSeq and is a predicted model, not a curated record.
CCUCCCCUCCCCCGCAAAACCACCAAAAAAAACCAGCGGCCGGUUGCCCCUCCCCCCUCCUCCCUUCCGCAGGCGCAGCCGCAGCGAGCGAGCAACGGACGGAAGCAAACGCAAAGGGGGAGGUCGGACGCGUUCCGCCGUUCCAUCCCACUCGCCGCCCCUCCCUUCCUCGCCGUGGUCGGGCGCGGCGCCACCGCCAUGGCCAUGUCCAAGCCGCAGCAGGGCGACCCCGCGGGCUUCCUCGACCUCGUCGGCCCGGACCUCUCCGCCUGCGUCUUCGCCCGCCUCCAGGACCCCGCCGACCUCGCCCGCGCCGCCACCGUCUCCCGCCCCUGGCGCAGAUUCGUGGAGGGGAACGGCUUCCUGAAGAAGGUGUGCGUGCGCAAGUUCCCGGAGCUGGCCGUGCUCACGGCCGCGGUGGAGGUGCGCAGGUCGCCCGCCCCCGACCCCGGGCCCGUCGAUGCCAACGCCGCCGCGCAGGCGGAGCACAGGAUCUACUCCCACCUCUACGGCGCGCUCGUCGCCGCCGGGCCCCCCGCCGACUGCAUCCUGCACUGCGUCGGCGCCUCCAGCACCGACAACUUCCCCGACGAGACCAUCGACAACACGCUCGAGCCGCAGGACCGCGUCAACAACCGCUUCUCCUACUGGUCCAGCGCCGGCCAGGACGACCCCAACGUGCCCGAGACGCUCACCUACAGGCUCGCCUCCGACAUCUGCGUCGUCGACGAGAUCAGGAUACAGCCCUUCAAAGCAUUCUUUCAGAUUGGGCAUCCUAUAUACUCUUCAAAGAUGGUGCGGUUCCGGAUGGGCCAUUGCAAACUUCCUCGUCCAUCAGAGUCAUUUAUCACAGAUGAUGAUGAUAACCAAGCAGUAAUUGCUGAUGAAAACUACAUCUGGACUUACACCUCGCCUGAGUUCCUUAUGUUACAGGAAAAUAAACUGCAGACGUUUAAACUCCCGCGCCCAGCCCUGUGCAUUGGUGGCGUAGUAAAGAUUGAGCUGCUGGGAAGAGUGCAGAAACAAGCAACAGAUGAUAGGUAUUACAUAUGUGUCUGCCAUGCUCAAGUGGUCGGGCGUUCGCUCUCACCAGUGUUCAUGGUCGACAUCAACGACUCGGCUGGCUACUCCAUCCUCAAGCACCUGCCAGAGGCCAAGAACCUCAGCGUGGAGGAAGUGAUGCAGGACAGCGCUAGUGACUCGCAGGAGUGGAAGGACGCUCUGGCCAGCUACAGGGAGACGAGUCAUCUGGCCACCGCCCUCAUGAACGUGCUCCACGAGGGGGCCGCGCACCCCGCGCAGGACCAGCAAGGGGACGCGCCGCACUUCCCGCAUGGCGCGGCGCUUCUGCAAGAGAUCCAAGCAAUGCAGGGAGAUGCGAACCUCAUGCAGCAGCUGCAGGUGGACGCGCAGCUCCUGUAUUUGCUGCAAGACGGUGUGCUGCAACUGCAGGACGAUGAAGAUGGUCUACAGGCCAUGGACGAAGAUGAUGAUGCGGACGGCGGCGGCGUGUCGGACAACGACCCCUUCGCCUAGGCUGGUGAUGCAGAGAGAGUGAGUGAGAGAGACCGUUCGUUUGUUGUUGUGAACUAGUGGACUUGUGAACCAACCCUUGUAUGAACUAGCCGGGGGUGUAUAGUUGAGAGUAUACAGACAGCUGUUGUGAACUUGUUGUGGUCGUCCAGACAGGGUUUAAAAGAGUUUAAAAGUCAUGGUUUGCGACUUUGGUCA